This is a messenger RNA of Acinonyx jubatus (cheetah), 5198 nucleotides long. It is a transcript of the gene ADSL, whose product is annotated as adenylosuccinate lyase. Gene Ontology annotation, molecular function: (S)-2-(5-amino-1-(5-phospho-D-ribosyl)imidazole-4-carboxamido) succinate lyase (fumarate-forming) activity; N6-(1,2-dicarboxyethyl)AMP AMP-lyase (fumarate-forming) activity. Bases 1974 to 3236 code for a protein of 420 amino acids. Gene Ontology annotation, biological process: 'de novo' AMP biosynthetic process. Lineage: Eukaryota; Metazoa; Chordata; Mammalia; Carnivora; Felidae. The transcript has 14 exons. The record is from RefSeq and is a predicted model, not a curated record. Gene Ontology annotation, cellular component: cytosol.
AAGACACUAUCUUAAGACUUGGCAUAUUAAUACCUCAUUAAUCCUCAAAAUAACACUGUACUGUAACUAUUUUACAGAUGUUUUACCGGUGAUGGAAUGGAGGCACAGAGAGACUUCAUAAACUAUUGGCUCAGACAAUAAUGGGUAGAAAGGGACAUCAGUAGUGUGUGGUCAUUUAUCAUGUACUGUUAUGUACUCUUUUCCAUUUCAUAUGAUACUCCGUUAUAUAGAUGAGGGUAGUGGCAUUCAAAGACUUUGCAGAAUGGGGCACCUGGGUGGCUCAGUAGGUUAAGUGUCCGGCUUUGGCUCAGGUCAUGAUCUCACGGUUCGUGAGUUCCAGCCCCGGAUUCGGCUCUGCUGACAGCUCAGAACCUGGAGCCUGCUUCAGAUUUUGUAUCUCCCUCUCUCUCUCUCUCUCUGCCCCUCCUCCACUCACACUCUGCCUGUCACGAAUAAAUAAACAUUUUUUUUUAAGUUGAAAAAACAAAAAAAAAACAGACUUUCAGGAUCACCGCAGCUAGUAAAUGAAGCUGGAAUUGAAAUGUAGAGUCUGAAUAUGUGUUCUUUCCUCUGGCCAGUGUGCACAUUGCCUGAAAUGCAUACAACGUUGGUAUAAUCUCCUGCGUUUGGAUUAUCUUGUAGGGUGUCAAAAUUAGCAUAAACUAGGGGUGCCUGGGUGGCUCAGUUGGUUAAGCAUCCGACAUCAGCUCAGGUCAUGAUUUCACGGUUCAUGGGUUCGAGCCCCACGUCAGGUUCUGUGCUGACAGCUCAGAGCCUGGAGCCUGCUUCAGAUUCUGUGUCUCCCUCUUUCUCUGCCCCUCUCCCGCUCACACUCUGUCUCUCUCUCAAAAAUAAACAUUAAAAAAUUUUUAAAAUUAGCAAGAACUAUGUAAUAAUUUAGUAGUUAAGACAAAAAUUUGAGGAAUAAGAGAUUAGGAGAGGGGUGCCUCGGUGGCUUAGUCGGUUGAGCGUCCGACUUCAGCUUAGGUCAUGAUCUCAUGGUUUGUGGGUUCGAGCCCUGCGUCAGGCUCUGUGCUGACAGCUCAGCCUGGAGCCUGCCUCAGAUUCUGUCUGUCUGUCUCUCUCUCUCUCUCUCUGCCCCUCCCUCACUCACAGUCUGUCUCUCUCUCCUUCAAAAAUAAACAUUAAAAAAAUUUUUUAAAGAUUAGGAAGAAUGCAGAAAAGCAAGAGUGGGGGAUGAAUUUUGACAAGUUGCAUUGCUUGGGGAUAAGAAGCAGUUUGGCCACACUGCCCCCUGUUGCUUUGCUUUGGAAGGAGGCCUGAGGUGUCCUAUCUACUGGCUAACAGACACUUCGAGGCAGUUUUGCUCAGUGUGGCUACUGAGCUUUUGAAAUGUGGCUAGUGUGACCAAGAAACUGAAUUUUUACUUUUUACCAUUUUAUUCUUUUUUAAAAUUUAUUAUUAUUUAAAAACAAUUUUUUUUAGUGUUUAUUUUUGAGACAGAGACCCAGCGUGAGUGGGGGAGGGGCAGAGAGAGGGGGAGAGUAGAAUCUGAAGUAGGCCCCAGGCUCCCAGUUAUCAGCUCCAAGCCCGACGUGGAGCGCGAACCUGCCAGAUUAUGACCUGAGCCGAACUCAGAAGCCCAGCUGACUGAGUCACCCAGGUGCCCCACUUUAACCAUUUUGGAUGUAAAUAGCCACAUCUGGCAAGUAGCCACCAUCUCGGACAAGACAGGUCUAAGACGCAAGAUCCUUCCCAAGGCCAGGACUUGGGAAUUUCAAGUGACGUUUGAAUAAAUUUCACCAGUCUAUAUGUUUAGCUCUUGGAUCCAGGGGUCUGAGCUGCCUGGGCUGCAAGCUGCUCUUUGCCGGCCUUACUUUUCCAGUGGUGGAUGAAUUAAAUCUGUCUGGGUCAAAUGUAAAGCUGUGGCCUGGAUCCCACACCUGGGGCACUUACAUGCCAAGCACUAAGGGACAUUGGGUUUGCCUAUCACAGAUGAACAAAUCCAGGAGAUGAAAUCAAACCUGGACAACAUCGACUUCAAGAUGGCAGCUGAGGAAGAGAAACAGUUACGACAUGAUGUGAUGGCUCACGUGCACACGUUUGGCCACUGCUGCCCAAAAGCUGCUGCUAUAAUUCACCUUGGAGCCACCUCCUGCUAUGUUGGAGAUAAUACAGACCUGAUUAUUCUCAGAAAUGCAUUUGACCUGCUUUUGCCAAAGCUUGCCAGAGUGAUCUCUCGGCUUGCUGACUUUGCUAAGGAACGAGCCAGCCUUCCUACCUUAGGUUUCACACAUUUCCAGCCUGCUCAGUUGACCACAGUUGGGAAACGUUGCUGUCUCUGGAUUCAGGAUCUUUGCAUGGACCUCCAGAAUUUGAAGCGUGUCCAAGAUGACCUGCGCUUCCGGGGAGUGAAAGGCACCACAGGCACUCAGGCCAGCUUCCUGCAGCUCUUCGAGGGAGAUGACCAGAAGGUAGAGCAGCUUGACAAGAUAGUGACAGAAAAGGCAGGAUUUAAAAGGGCUUUCAUCAUCACAGGGCAGACCUAUACACGAAAAGUGGAUAUUGAGGUGCUGUCUGUGCUGGCUAGCUUGGGGGCAUCCGUGCACAAGAUUUGUACCGACAUACGACUCCUGGCAAACCUCAAGGAGAUGGAGGAACCCUUUGAAAAACAGCAGAUUGGCUCAAGUGCGAUGCCAUACAAGCGGAACCCUAUGCGCUCCGAGCGCUGCUGUAGCCUUGCCCGUCACCUCAUGACCCUCAUCGUCGACCCGCUGCAGACGGCAUCUGUGCAGUGGUUCGAGCGCACGCUGGAUGAUAGUGCCAAUCGACGUAUCUGUUUGGCCGAGGCAUUUCUCACCGCAGAUACUAUAUUGAAUACGCUGCAGAACAUUUCUGAAGGAUUGGUGGUGUACCCCAAAGUAAUUGAACGGCGCAUUCGGCAAGAGCUGCCUUUCAUGGCCACAGAGAACAUCAUCAUGGCCAUGGUGAAAGCUGGGGGUAACCGCCAGGAUUGCCAUGAGAAAAUUAGAGUGCUUUCCCAGCAGGCAGCUGCCGUGGUCAAACAGGAGGGAGGUGACAAUGACCUCAUAGAGCGAAUCCAGGCUGAUGCCUACUUUAGUCCCAUUCAUUCCCAGUUGGACCGUCUGCUGGAUCCUUCUUCUUUUACAGGUCGUGCAUCUCAACAGGUGCAGAGAUUCUUGGAAGAGGAAGUAUAUCCCCUGCUGAAACCAUAUGAAAGUGUAAUGAAGGUGAAAGCAGAACUAUGUCUGUAGCGUUGGAAAAGAAUUAAACAAGAAGUCGUUGGCUUUGUUAACUUUUAUUGCCAAGUCAUGGAAGCCAUUAGUUUAGUGCCUUAUUUUACCUUAGGACGUUUUACCUGAAAUUGAUACAGCACUUUCUUGUUGGUGUGGCGCUUUCACAUUUCUCAGCGUUUACGAUGCAGGAAUAAAUUACGUUGAAUUGGACUCUGUUUUCUACAGCAACACAACCUGUAGUUGUUCAUGGUUCUUUCAGGCACAUCAUCUAACUAGUCUAAGUUGUUUUACAUGCUCACGUGAUUGUGAGGGAGUCAGCAAAUUCCUGUUCCACUCUUCUGAAGGUAAAUUUCAUCUGUGUCUAGCAAAAUAACCUGGACUGUGAUUCACCAUGGACUCUGAUUCAGUAUGGUUAGAUACUUUUGGCAUCCAGCUUGGUUUGGCCAGAAUAAGUAAUGAAAUCUGGAGUUCUGGGACAUUCUCAAGCUUACUCUGCUCAAGUUGUAUUUGAGCUCAUGAUAAGGUUUAUAUAUCAGGGAAAUGCUAAUUGGGUCUAUUGAUUUCAUCAGGACAUUUGACAAUCUUUAAUCCUGGUUACACAGUUUGAUAGGUGAUUGAACCAGCCUUAGCCAAAAAACGGAGCGUUAGGACUGUCCCCCCACCUGGAAGGAGAGCACUGGUAUUAGUCCACAGGCCUCUAUCCUUAGCCCUGUCUCAUUCUACACAUUGAGUGUAGAUGAAAAUGAAGAAAGUGUAUUUAUCAGAUUUUCAAACAACACAAAACCAGGACAGUUAAUCAAUACAUGCAUUUGGUAAGAUAACUAAGAUUUUAUCCAACCUGAAUAGACUGAAAUGAUAUGGUGAAAACUAAGAAGAAAAAACUAAGAUACAUGUAAGUUAAGCUUAAACUCAGUAUGAACCAGAAGUGGUUGCCAGUGAGAUCAUUUAGGAUGUGUUAGUAGUAGUACAGUGUCCAGAAAAGCCACUGUAGUCUUACGGUUCCACCACGUGGCAUUAUGUUCAAUUGUGGAAACCCAGUCUGAGGAACAGAGAGAAACUUGAGAGCCAACCUCCAAAGAAGACUUUGAGGGUGAAGGAAUGUCUGAGCACUCAAUCCUGUGGGAGAAAGUUUGUCAGUGCUUCAAAUACCCCUGUGAGGAGGAAGAGUGACUUAGGUAUUUGUUGCCCCAAGAGACACCAUUGAAACACAUAGGCAUUGUUGAGAGUUUGAGGCCAGUUUGGGCCCAGGAUUGAAGCGACUGUGAGUGAGUGAUUCUCACCCCGCCCCUUAAGCUCAGUCAGAAGCCAGACUUCCUAGUUGUCAGGAACCGGAAUGUUGCAAGAGAAAAGAGGCUGAGUCGGCUCUGACCAUGUACAAUCAAAGGUAGUCGGGAGUAAAGAGCCCAACCUGUUGGAGAAUAGGAGACAAUCCUUGAAACCAAAUUCUAAAUACAGUUCAAUGUAGCAAGCAGUCUUGGAAAGCGUGGAACCAUAGGACAUCUCAAUUCUUGUAGAAAGUUUAUUAUUCCUCCUGUGUGAAUCUUGGGAUGUUUGAAACUGCUAGGUCUGGUAAAAGGAGUUAACUCAUUGGGCUCUGAUCAGGCAUUCUAUCUACUUCCUUCUCUAGUAUGGACCACCAAAGAGAAAGCAGCUCCUAUCAAUGUAUCUGUAGUCUGAGAACUUAUUUAUGUUAUACACCAGACAUACUGGGGAUACUGGAUACCAUGAAUUUUUUUUUUUUUAUUAAAAUUUUUUUAAUGUUUAUUUUGAGGGAGAGAGAGACUGUGUGAGCAGGGAAGGGGCAGGGAGAGAGGGAGGCACAGAAUCUGAAGCAGGUUCUAGGCUCUGAGCUGACAGCAUGGAGCCUGUGUGAGAUUCUCUCCUACCCUCUGCCCCUCCCCUCCACCUCAAAAAUAAAUAAACAUUUAAAAAUAAAUACAUUUCCUCCUGAAAAAUAAAUGGCGGUCUUGUGAUGACAGA